This is a messenger RNA of Panthera uncia (snow leopard), 6950 nucleotides long. RefSeq names its product plexin C1 (gene PLXNC1). The transcript has 30 exons. Gene Ontology annotation, cellular component: semaphorin receptor complex. Gene Ontology annotation, biological process: negative regulation of cell adhesion; semaphorin-plexin signaling pathway involved in axon guidance; regulation of cell shape. The record is from RefSeq and is a predicted model, not a curated record. Lineage: Eukaryota; Metazoa; Chordata; Mammalia; Carnivora; Felidae. Bases 8 to 4861 code for a protein of 1617 amino acids. Gene Ontology annotation, molecular function: protein binding; semaphorin receptor activity.
CAGCCCCAUGGAGGUCUCCCGGAGGAAGGCACCGCCGCGCCCCCCGCGCCCCGCCGCGCCGCUGCCCCUGCUCGCCUAUCUGCUGGCGCUGGCGGCGCCGAGCCGGGGCGCGGACGAGCCCGUGUGGCGGUCGGAGCAAGCCAUCGGAGCCAUCGCGGCGAGCCGGGCGGACGGCGUGUUCGUGGCGAGCGGCAGCUGCCUGGACCAGCUGGACUACAGCCUGGAGCACAGGCUCUCGCGCCUGUACCGGGACCAGGCGGGCAACUGCACGGAGCCCGUCUCGCUGGCGCCCCCCGCGCGGCCCCGGCCGGGGAGUAGCUUCAGCAAGCUGCUGCUGCCCUACAGCGAGGGGGCGGCCGACCUCCAGGGGCUGCUGCUCACCGGCUGGACCUUCGACCGAGGCGCCUGCGAGGUGCGGCUCCUGGGCAACCUGAGCCACAGCUCCCUGCGCAACGGCACCGAGGUGGUGUCCUGUCACCCGCAGGGCUCGACGGCCGGCGUUGUGUACCGCGCGGGGGACCAGAACCGCUGGUACCUGGCAGUGGCCGCCACCUACGUGCUGCCGGAGCCCGAGACCGCGAGCCGCUGCAAUCCGGCGGCGUCCGACCGCGACACCGCCAUCGCCCUCAAGGACACGGAGGGACGCAGCCUGGCCACGGAGGAGCUGGGCCGCCUCAAGCUGCGCGGGGGCGCGGGCAGCCUGCACUUCGUGGACGCCUUUCUCUGGAACGGCAGCGUCUACUUCCCCUACUAUCCCUACAACUAUACGAGCGGCGCCGCCACCGGCUGGCCCAGCAUGGUGCGCAUCGCGCAGAGCGCCAAGGUGCUGCAGUUCCAGGGCCAGGCGGCCCUCGACUGCGGCCACGGCCACCCCGACGGCCGGCGCCUGCUCCUCUCCUCCAGCCUGGUGGAGGCCCUGGGCGUCUGGGCGGGUGUGUUCAGCGCGGCCACCGGCGAGGGCCAGGAGAAGCGCUCCCCCGCCACCACGGCACUCUGCCUCUUCAGGAUGAGUGAGAUCCAGGAGCGCGCCAAGAGCUGCUCCUGGGACUUCCAGACGGCCGAGCAAAACUGCAAAGAAGGGGAGCAACCUGAAAGAGUCCAACCAAUCGCAUCAUCUACCUUGAUCCAUUCCGACCUGACAUCCGUUUAUGGCACCGUGGUAAUGAACAGGACUGUUUUGUUCUUGGGGACUGGAGAUGGCCAGUUACUUAAGGUUAUUCUUGGUGAGAAUUUGACUUCAAAUUGCCCGGAGGUUAUCUAUGAAAUUAAAGAAGAAACACCUGUUUUCUACAAACUGGUUCCUCAUCCCAAGAAGAAUAUCUACAUCUAUCUAACAGCUGGGAAAGAGGUGAGGAGAAUUCGUGUUGCAAAUUGCAGUAAACAUAAAUCCUGUACGGAGUGUUUAACAGCAACAGACCCUCACUGCGGUUGGUGCCAUUCUCUGCAAAGGUGUGCCUUCAAAGAAGAUUGUGUACCUUUAGACAACUAUGAAAACUGGCUGGAUAUUUCAUCCGGAGCUAAAAAGUGCCCUCAAAUUAACCUAUUUCGAAGCAGUGAAGAUAAGACUACAGUGACUGUGGUCGGAAGCCUCCCUCCGAGACGGUCGGAGUGGAAGUGCGUGGUGAAGAACUUGGACACGGGCAGGGAGCUCUGCAAGGGUAGAAGUCCGCCGGGCAGGGUCUGUACCUGCAACAUGCCCACCAGAGCAACCUACAAAGAUGUUUUAGCUGUCAACAUGACGUUCUCCUCCGGUUCUUGGCAUUUAUCAAAAAGAUUCAACUUUACCAACUGCUCAUCAUUCAGAGAAUGCCCAGCGUGUAUUGGAACUGACUGUGCUUGGUGUAAAAGUGAGAGAAAGUGUAUCCACCCCUUCACAGCUUGUGACCCAUCUGAUUACAAGACAAACCAGGAACACUGUCAAGUUGCUGUUGAGAAACGGGCACCAUCCAAGACUGCGGGAGGAGGAAGAUUCACCGAGAAUAGGAGUAGUAGAGCCAACCCGGGCUUGCAGGUCUUCUACAUUAAGUCCAUUGAGCCACGGAAAAUAUCGACUUUAGGGAAAAGUAACGUGAUCGUCACGGGAGCAAACUUUAGCCAGGCAUCCAACAUUACAAUGAUCCUGAAAGGAACCAGUACUUGUGAUAAGGAUGUAAUACAGGUCAGCCACGUGCUAAAUGACACCCAUAUGAAAUUCUCUCUACCGUCAAGCCGAAAAGAAAUGAAGGAUGUGUGUAUCCAGUUCGAUGGCGGGAACUGUACAUCUGUGGGACCCUUGUCAUAUAUUGCUCUGCCUCACUGCUCCCUCAUAUAUCCUGCCACCACCUGGAUCAGUGGUGGUCAAAAUAUAACCAUCCUGGGCAGAAAUUUUGACGUAAUUGACAACUUAAUCAUUUCACAUGAGUUAAAAGGAAACAUAAAUGUCUCCGAAUAUUGUAUGGCGACUUCCUGCAGGUUUUCAGCCCCCAGCUUCAAGGGUUCGAAAGCGCGGGCCAACGUCACCGUGAAGCUGAGAGUCCAGGAGACCUACUUGGACUGUGGGAGCUUGCAGUAUCUUGAGGACCCCAGGUUCACAGGGUGUCGGGUCGAACCCGAGGGGGACACAGAAUUGGAAGUGAAAAUUCAAGUAUGUUUCUCACUUAUCUCGGGUGGGAUGUGCCCCCUGCCCUUCGCGACUGGCAAGGUGUGCUCGUGUCUGUGGGUUCCCUCGUGCACCCUGAUUUCUCCAUCUCCUCUUUGCUCUUCACAGAAAGAAAAUGAUGACUUCAACAUCUCCAAGACAGACAUUGAAAUCACCCUCUUCCAUGGGGAAAAUAAGCAAUUAAAUUGCAGUUUCGAAAAUAUUACUAGAAAUCAAGAUCUCACCAUCAUCCUUUGCAAAAUUAAAGGCAUCACGAACGCAAACAGCAUUGACACCUCUUCCAAGAAAGUCCGUGUCAAACUGGGAAACUUAGAGCUCUAUGUUGAGCAGGAAACAGUUCCCACCACUUGGUAUUUCCUGAUUGUGCUUCCCGUCUUGCUCGUGAUUGUCAUUUUUGCGGCCGUGGGGGUGACCAGACACAAAUCGAAGGAGCUGAGUCGCAAACAGAGCCAACAGUUGGAGCUCCUGGAGAGCGAGCUCCGGAAAGAGAUACGUGACGGCUUUGCUGAGCUGCAGAUGGAUAAAUUGGAUGUGGUUGAUAGUUUUGGAACUGUUCCCUUCCUUGACUACAAACAUUUUGCUCUGAGAACUUUCUUCCCUGAGUCAGGUGGCUUCACACACAUCUUCACUGAAGAUAUGCAUAACAGAGAUGCCAAUGAUAAGAAUGAAAGUCUCACAGCCUUGGAUGCCCUAAUUUGUAAUAAAAGUUUCCUUGUUACUGUCAUCCACACCCUUGAAAAACAGAAGAACUUUUCAGUGAAGGACAGGUGUCUGUUUGCCUCCUUCCUGACCAUUGCCCUGCAAACCAAGCUGGUCUACCUAACCAGCAUCCUGGAGGUGCUGACCAGGGACUUGAUGGAACAGUCUAGUAACAUGCAGCCUAAACUCAUGCUGAGACGCACAGAGUCUGUGGUUGAAAAACUCCUCACAAACUGGAUGUCGGUCUGCCUUUCUGGUUUUCUGCGGGAGACGGUUGGAGAGCCAUUCUAUUUGCUGGUAACGACCUUGAACCAGAAAAUAAACAAGGGUCCCGUGGAUGUGAUCACUUGCAAAGCCCUGUACACCCUCAACGAAGACUGGCUGCUGUGGCAGGUUCCAGAAUUCAGUACUGUGGCAUUAAACGUCGUCUUUGAAAAGAUCCCAGAAAAUGAGAGUGCAGAUGUCUGUCGGAAUAUUUCAGUCAAUGUUCUUGAUUGUGAUACCAUAGGCCAAGCCAAAGAAAAGAUUUUCCAGGCAUUCCUAAGCAAAAAUGGCUCUCCUUAUGGACUUCAGCUGAAUGAAAUUGGUCUUGAGCUGCAAGUGGGCACACGACAAAAAGAACUUCUGGAUAUUGACAGUUCAUCUGUGAUUCUCGAAGAUGGAAUAACCAAGCUAAAUACCAUUGGCCACUAUGAGAUAUCAAAUGGAUCCGCUAUAAAAGUCUUUAAGAAGAUAGCAAAUUUUACUACAGAUGUGGAAUACUCAGAAGACCACUGCCAUUUGAUUUUACCAGAUUCGGAAGCAUUCCAAGAUGUGCAAGGAAAGAGACAUCGAGGGAAGCACAAGUUCAAAGUAAAAGAAAUGUAUCUGACAAAGCUGCUGUCGACCAAGGUGGCAAUUCAUUCUGUGCUUGAAAAACUUUUUAGAAGCAUUUGGAGUUUACCCAACAGCAGAGCCCCAUUUGCUAUAAAAUACUUUUUUGACUUUUUGGAUGCCCAGGCUGAAAACAAAAAAAUCACAGAUCCUGAUGUCGUACAUAUUUGGAAAACAAACAGCCUUCCUCUUCGCUUCUGGGUAAACAUCCUGAAGAACCCUCAGUUUGUCUUUGACAUUAAGAAGACACCACACAUAGACGGCUGUUUAUCUGUGAUUGCCCAGGCCUUCAUGGACGCAUUUUCUCUCACAGAGCAGCAACUCGGGAAGGAAGCACCAACUAAUAAACUUCUCUACGCCAAGGAUAUCCCAACCUACAAAGAGGAAGUAAAAUCUUAUUACAAAGCAAUCAGGGAUUUGCCUCCAUUGUCAUCUUCGGAAAUGGAAGAAUUCUUAACUCAGGAAUCUAAGAAACAUGAAAAUGAAUUUAAUGAAGAAGUGGCCUUGACAGAAAUUUACAAAUACAUCGUAAAAUAUUUUGAUGAGAUUCUAAAUAAACUAGAAAGAGAACGAGGGCUGGAAGAAGCUCAGAAACAACUGUUGCAUGUAAAAGUCUUAUUUGAUGAAAAGAAGAAAUGCAAGUGGAUGUAAGCACUCUGGGGACUGGCUUAAUCUGGCAAAAUUCUUCAGACGACUUGGGAGCAAAAUGGCUACUUGAGCUACUCUGUGUCGUUACUUUUUAAAGUUUGCACAUAGGUUCCACUUUGAGCACUGUCUUUUAGAGACGGAGGCACAUGCACAGCUUUUAGAAAGCAUACCAACCUUGUGCCUGUGCAUAUACCGUAGGAACCUUUCUGUAAAUAGAGUUGAAGUGGUUGUUGCAAACAGCCUCCUUGUUUACAGAGAAUACAGGGCCAGUAAGCAAGUGUCAGUAUUGUAACUACAGUCUCCACUUAAGCACAAUGAUAUAAGUGGUUUUGUUUGAAAACUACAGUUAUGUAGCACUUGUGACUACACUGCACCUCUGCAGAAAGGGGACACUGCCAAUGAUCGAAAGAAAAUGUGAACUGAGUCAUUUGGAAACAAGGUGGAGGUGUUAGGGCAACCUCGAGGAUUUGCAGCAUUGAAACUUUCCCCAGUAGUUCUUGGAAAAGCUGACCGCAGAAUUUGGUAGUGUGUACACUUAGCAUUCGUGAGCGUGUGUGUGUUUUUAAACCAAAAACUGACAGUGUUGCAACAUUGUUGAAAGGGCUCGUGUUUUUCAGUGGUCAUGGACUGCACUCCAUCAGACUCACCUCCGUUUCACUAAGGAGCUCUAAAGCAAGGAGAGUGAGGAGGCUUUAUUUAAAUGCAACAGCAUUUUACUCACUUUGUCCUGAUGUAUGUUCCCUUUUUUUUUCAUUUUUUCAUACUAAAUGUAUUUGAUAGUGGACAUGUUGGCUAUUGUAAAAAAAAAAAAAACAAACAUUAUUUCUGUCUAAAAACUUGGAUCAAAACUAUCUGUAGAAGAGUAACUCACUCCCCUAAUCCUACGUUUCUGUACUUAGUGUCUCCUUGCUUUAGAUUUCUGGUGAACCCUGUGGUUAUAAAUACUUGUGUGUGAUUUAAAAAAAAAACAAAAAAAAACAUUUUACAUUUCAUGAAAUUGCUGUUCACACUGGAGUAUUAUAUAUGAAUAUAUAUAUAUUUGAGGCCCAAGGCCUGAAAAAUAUUAGUAUACAACUUGGUAUCUUAGUCUUACUAUGUACUUUUUGAAAGUAUUCCUCGCAAGAGAAAGAAUUCAAAAUACUCAUUUUACUCAUGCCUUUCUUUUUAAAGAACUCCCUGUCCAGUUCUACCGUAGUCUUUUUAUUGCUGAUUUUUUUAUUCCUGAAUUUUUGCUGCUCAUGACCAAUUUUAAUACCACUGUGUUUUCCUAUUAAAAGUAAAAAAUGUGAUUGGCAACUCUCAACUUUCCUUGUGGCACCUUUUACCCUUGGUGCUCCAAAUCCCAGAUUAAGGAAAGACAUUUUUUCAAGUAGCAAAUAAAACACUCAUCAUAUAGUCCUUAAAAUCAUUUACCAACACUGUAUGGGAUAUCAGGAGUUGAAUGUGAAUUUGUCUUUGAAAAUGAAAUUCUUGUUGCUCCUCGAUAUCUGGCAAAGAGUAAGAGGUGAUACCUCAACAAACUGAUCAAAUAAGCAGUCACUGCCCUGAUAGGUACCUUCCCAAUCCCAUCACUUUUGACCAUUGUCGGUCCAAUGGACACACCUCAAAAAUACUACCAAAUAGGUUACUUACAAGUAUCAAGGUGAGAAGUCUGCUCCCCGUGUGAGGCUGCCUCAGUCUUGAUGUGAAGGCGUUCGUAAGAGAAUAACAGGAGGACAGUUGAGAGCCAAGGGUAGGAGAGUUGCCCAAAAGACUUCCCCUUCUUUAGGGUACAGAAAUGCUAUGAAAAGGAUCAGCUACAGCUUUAUCUACGUGUUUAGUAAAUGCUACGUGAGGGUGUCCCUGUCCAGCUCUCUGGCACAAGAGUCCCGUGUGGAGCCUUACCUCCUCUUCCAGGGGCUAUGCUGCUGGGAACUUUGGGCAAGUCGCUUACCUCUUUGUGCCUCAAUUUCUGUAUAAUAUUUCUAACCUACCUCACUGAGGUGGUGUGAAGAUUCACUAACGUAUGUAGCGUGUUUGUCAAUCCUCCAGUGAAAAGCACGAUCUAGACCACAUCUUGGAUCACAUUAGCCAAAUACAGUAAAUGGCCAAA